AUGUAUGUGCAAGUUUUAACAAAUUUCCCAGUAAAGGAUGAGGAAGGGGGAGAGAGCGUUUCAUGUUCAACAGAGUCCACAGAUUGGAUGAAAGACUCACUGGGCGUUUUAAAUGCUUCAGAAGGAACAACAGAGUGUUGGCCACAGCAAAAGGAUCUUGGAAAUAACAGAGAAAUUGGAAAUGGCAGUGAUGAAUUUUCAUUCCAGCAGUCAAGCAGCAGUACUGAACAUUUCCAUCAAAAACAUAGGUUUGAGGGUUAUCAACAUUCACUUCAACCAAAUGAGGAUGAACACCUUGUCAUACUGGAAGAUAGCACACGAAUGCAUGCUCCACAAUACGCUGCACAAAAUUCUAAUGACUUCCCAAGUCAUGAAACAUUUGAAUGCCCUCGGUGUAAUUCGAAGUUUAUCUCACAUCUUAGUUUAUCUGAACAUCAUUGUUCCAGGGGCAGGAAAGUUUCAAAAGAAAUGCAGAUCUUAUGGUAUCGUUGUCACCAGUGCUACAGAUCCUAUGCACGGAAAGGAAGCCUUGCAAGACACUUAAAAUUUGAAUGUGGCAGGGACCCACAGUUUGAAUGCUCAAUUUGCCACCAAAGAAUUAAACACAAAAGCUCGCUUGUACAGCAUAUGGCGGUCAAACAUGGGCUUACCUCUUCAACUGAUAAACCUGGGGAAAAUUGA
Messenger RNA from Schistocerca serialis cubense, 681 nucleotides. RefSeq names its product zinc finger protein 2-like. The transcript is spliced from 2 exons. NCBI's taxonomy places the organism in Eukaryota, Metazoa, Arthropoda, Insecta, Orthoptera, Acrididae. The record is from RefSeq and is a predicted model, not a curated record. The coding region runs from base 1 to 681 and encodes 226 amino acids.